Messenger RNA from Helicoverpa zea (corn earworm), 969 nucleotides. RefSeq lists its product as uncharacterized. The transcript has 2 exons. The record is from RefSeq and is a predicted model, not a curated record. Gene Ontology annotation, biological process: regulation of transcription by RNA polymerase II. Bases 214 to 915 code for a protein of 233 amino acids. NCBI's taxonomy places the organism in Eukaryota, Metazoa, Arthropoda, Insecta, Lepidoptera, Noctuidae. Gene Ontology annotation, cellular component: transcription regulator complex; nucleus.
UUGAGUACUUUGUGUUUGUUAUUGUUUUAGGAGGUUUUAGAUAAAGAAAUAUAAGUAAAUAUGAUGAAUAAAAGCGACAUUAUUAUAUUGAAGAAAUAAAAUAAAUCGUGUUAACAAUUAAAUACUUAAGUAUGCUCUGCGUAGUGUUUACGUUGUAAUUGAAAUAAUGUCCGUACGUUUAUAGAAAAAAGUGCGAGGUGAAAUCAGUGAACCAUGGAGGAAUUUAUCGAUAUGAUCCGACAACUGCCUUGUUUGUGGGAUACAGGCUGUAAAGACUAUCGCGACAUGAGAAAAAAAGAUACGGCGUGGAAGCGAGUUGUCGCUGAAUUAAAAUGCAAAGACAUACCAGAUAUAAAAACAGCAAAAGCAGAAUGGAAAAAGUUACGGGACAGUCACCGAGACUCCUUAAAGAGAGCCCGGGCUUUAGCAAACGGACAAGAUGCAGUAAUUAGCAACAAGUGGAAAUAUGCUGACAUAAUGGAAUUCCUGCUCCCAUACAUGAAAACGAGGAAAAGAAGAAGAUGCAUAACAGCUUCAAGUGAUGAAGACAAAGACUCUUGUUCGUCACCUGUGAACACUUUUUCGGAAAUACAACCGUCUACUUCAAACACAUUGAAUUUAACCCCAGAAUCUCACAUCGAUAAAAUGGAGACCUCUCUACCAAAUGAACAUGUAUUCAAGAAAAGAAAAAUUGAUAAUGAAAUUGGAGAAAUUAUGAUAGAUAUGGAUAGAAAUAAUUGUCAGUAUGGGGAACGGAAUAAACAUCCUUUGGACUCCUUCUUUGAAAGUAUGUGUGAGACCACAAAACAGUUCCCGACAUGGCUUCAGUACACAGUCAAGAGAAAAAUAUUUAAUGUCAUUUCAGAAGCUGAAGAUACCUUUGAAACUUACAAAUCUCGAGAAUCAAUUUUUUAAUUUACUUUUUCCUACAAUAGUAAUGUCUAUAGAAAUAUACCUUAAAUGAGAAAA